Osmia bicornis bicornis is the source of this 921-nucleotide messenger RNA. RefSeq names its product 33 kDa inner dynein arm light chain, axonemal (gene Dnali1). The record is from RefSeq and is a predicted model, not a curated record. Bases 62 to 823 code for a protein of 253 amino acids. NCBI's taxonomy places the organism in Eukaryota, Metazoa, Arthropoda, Insecta, Hymenoptera, Megachilidae. Gene Ontology annotation, molecular function: dynein heavy chain binding. The transcript has 6 exons. Gene Ontology annotation, cellular component: axoneme; filopodium.
GUAAUCAGCCAGUUAUAGAGUAUAUUUUGUUUCCUGUUAGUCAAGUGUGCAUAAUUAAAUAAUGGCAACAGGAAUAAAAGAUCGAAUGAUUCCUUCUAUGGAUACACUGGUCAAAUAUGACAAUCCAGUGUUAGUAACAACUCGUCCAGAAAAGGUACCUAAAGAACAAGCACCAAAAAUUGGAGCAACAGCUUGUAAAGUUCAAACUACUAUUCCUACAAUAGACACACGACACGAAACUACUGAAAUUCUAAACAGGAUUAUACCACCUAAACAAUGGGAAGAUGAUGGUCAAACGUGGACUCAACAAGUAUCAAGUACACCAGCAACAAGAUUAGACGUUAUUAAUUUGCAAGAACAACUUGAUAUGAAAUUGCAACAAAGACAAGCAAGAGAAACUGGUAUAUGUCCAAUACGUAGAGAACUUUACACACAGUGUUUUGACGAAAUAAUACGUCAGGUGACAGUAAAUUGUGCCGAGCGUGGUUUACUUUUACUUCGAGUUAGAGAUGAACUUAAAAUGACAUUAGCUGCAUAUCAGACUUUGUAUCAGAGCAGUAUUGCUUUUGGUAUGCGUAAAGCUCUCCAGGCUGAACAAGGAAAAGAAGAUCUGAUUGCUGCUGCAGAUGAGUUGCAAUUGCAAAAAGCUGAACUGGAGAAAACAGUUGCUGAACUGAAACAGAAAUUUGAACAGGCUGAAAGGAGAUCAGCUGAAUUAAGGGAAGCUGAAGAAAAGAAAUAUACAGAAGAGAUACAAUUCUUGAAAAAAACAAAUCAACAGUUAAAGACGCAAUUGGAAGGAAUUAUUGCACCAAAAAGAUAAGAUGAACAAAAAUGAUGAUUGCAGUGAUCACUUCUUUAAUUGUUAUACCUUUAAAUAUAAGAUUUUUAUAUUUAUAUUCUUCAAACAAAUUUGCAUGC